This is a messenger RNA of Odontomachus brunneus, 2692 nucleotides long. RefSeq lists its product as uncharacterized. The transcript has a single exon. Lineage: Eukaryota; Metazoa; Arthropoda; Insecta; Hymenoptera; Formicidae. The record is from RefSeq and is a predicted model, not a curated record. Bases 16 to 2013 code for a protein of 665 amino acids.
CGUCAUCGGCAAAGCAUGACAACAGUAAUAUUUUUACAACUGUGCACGAGAUGGUAUAUAAUUGACGAAUCGUGCGAGCCGCUGCCAAUGUACAGAAUUUCAUCGACGAUGAAGAUAUUCCUCGUGUAUUUCCUUAUCUGGGGACUGGCAAACUGCCAGAAUCUUAAUCCGGAACAGUUGCUUGCCGAGGCUUCAACCGAUCCUUCCUUGGCAAGUGCAGUCUUCGACAGUCUCUUAUCUCAUCAAAGGUCAAUCACAGGUUCGUCCAAUAACGCCUUCACAGACGAUCAAAUAAAUAUCAACUUCGGUCCCGGACUUAAAACGGGAUCUCAAGCACAAUCAUUAGCACAAACAACUAAAACCACAUUUGGACAUGAAAAUGUUUCGUCAAAGGCAAAUACUAACGCAGCCGCACAAACAAUAUUUUUUACAAGGUCUCCAAAGGAAGUUGCAACUUCCACGAAUUCAAAAUCCUUGAUAAAGAUAAUAGCGGAUCCCGCAUCUAAAAUACAAGCUGCAAGUUCGACAGAAAUGGGUGAGAAAAGUCCCGAAUCUACAAAAGAAAAGUCUUUUGUAACGCGUGACUUCUCGUCUUCUACUUCUUCAUCUUCGUCGCAGUCUAGUUCUACUUCGUCCAUAGUCUCCUUGAAAUCAGAAACCUCAAAUGUUGACACAAAAUCUGACUCCAGUGCUGAAUUGUCCACUAUAACGUCGUCAACGAAAAGUAAAGUCGAUAUUUCAGCAAAAGCUAUCGCUAAAGCUGAAGCUGAAGCAAAGGCUGCAUCGGAAGUAGCGAUAGCCGCGCAAGCAGAGGCCGAGGCUCAGGCGAAAGCUGCAGCUCGUGCGGAAGCAGAAGCUAGUGCUGCGUCUGCUGCAGAAGCGCGAGCUGAAGCGAAGGCGCAAGUGGAAUCUAAAGCCCGGGCACAAGCGGAAGCUCGUGCGGAGGCAUCCGCACGAGCUGAAGCCGAGGCCAAGGCAGAAGCAUUUGCAAAGGCAGAGGCCAAGGCGAAAGCCGAAGCCGAGGCACGAGUACAAGCUGAAGCGCGCGUCGAAGCAGAAGAGCGAGCGGCUGCAUCUGAGCGAGCCGAGGCUAAGGCUCGAGCACAAGCCGAAGCCGAGGCUGAAGCAUCCGCGCGAGCAGAAGCGAUAGCUCGGGCAGAGGCAGAGGCGCGUGCUAAAGCGGAAGCACGCGCAGAAGCGUCAGCACAAGCCGAGGCCAAAGCGAAAGCCGAGGUAGCAGCUGGCGCGAAGGCUGCAGUUGUAGCUAAACUAACUGCUCAAACUAAAGCACUAUCUGAAGCGUACGCCAAUGCUGUAGCUAAAGCCAAAGUAUCCGCUAAAAAAGCUGCAAUGGCAAGCGUAGCUACAACGAAUGCUGCAAUGGCUAUCAAAUCAGCAGCAUCAGCACAGGCACAAGCAGCCAUUAAAGCAACUGCCGCGGAGGAAGCAACCGCUGCUGCUUGCGUCGCCACCGGUGAAGCUAAUGCUGCGGCGUCUGCGGUUGAAGCAGCCCUAAUGCUGACUAUGAUGAUCUCUCAAUCUGCAGAUCUUGCACAGAAAACGGCUGCUUCUUACGCACUAAAAUUAGUGAAGACAGCUAUGGCUAGUGAGGCCGCUAACAAUUUUGUCGAAAGUAAAGCUAUAAACGGUGAGAAAAUGGUAGCUUUAGCAAUAAAAGCUGCACAAGUGUCCAUAUCUAAACAUGCAGAAGGAAAACAGAAAUCCGAAGAGCUUUCCAUAUAUCAAAAAGCGGUUAGAGAAACCAGCACGAAGGCGGCUGCUGCACAAUUCGUUGCUUUGGAACAUACAAAACUGGUUUCUCGUAAGGCUGAAGAAACUGCUAAAAUACAAGCUUCUAUAUCUGCCAAGAUGGACUCAAGAACCUCAAAACUAGAAGCCAUGAAGGCGACGCAGGCAAAUUUCCUCAACGCAGUAAGAGAUGGUAUUAUAGUUGGAUUGAACACUACUCCGAAAAUAAUGAUGAAACAUGUUGAAAUUAAAACAAACAAUUAAUCCGGCAGGAGAGCAGAGUGAUAUUCAAAAUUAGUUCAAACAAUGACGUGUUUAAUUGAGUGAAAAACAAAUUAUUAUUACACAAUAUUAGUGUACAUUUAUUAUUACACAAUAUUAGUAAAAACAAGAAAUAAUAAUACAGAAACUAUUAUUUUUAAAACACAACAGUAUAAAUAUAAUAUUAUUACAAAUGGAAUUAUAUUCCACUAAUUACAUAUACGCAAUCUUUCCAAAUAUACUGUUUAAUUCAUAAAUAAUUGUUAAAUUGUAGGUUAAAAGUAGGUUGCCUGGACAUAAUAAUUGACAUAUAUUCUAUGAAAGAAUGUCAUAGAUAAUCAAACAACUUUUAUCAAUGAACAAUAAAUAAUAAAAUUAACAAAUUUUUGUUAUAUCUUUUAAACAAUUAUUAAUUUAACAAUAACUUAUAUUUCACUUACAUUUCACUUAGAUGAUCUUAAUUUUAAUAUAUAUUAUAAGAGGUAAGAUCCCCUAAGUAUUCCAUGUUUUAUACCAGCAACUGUCGGUAUUGCAAGAUGAACACAGAAUUCUGACUAUACGCGGUGUUACAUAUUAAUAAACACAUUAAUGAAGUAUUUAAGACAAGUAAAAUAGAAUACUUUACGAAUUAGAAUUAAGUUAUUCAAGAACUUUGUACAAAAUAAAUAGAACAUAAAAUAUA